Molecule: messenger RNA, 1893 nt
Organism: Akanthomyces muscarius
Lineage: Eukaryota; Fungi; Ascomycota; Sordariomycetes; Hypocreales; Cordycipitaceae
Exons: 6
Coding region: 1-1893 (630 amino acids)
Biological process (GO): protein phosphorylation; mitotic DNA damage checkpoint signaling
Cellular component (GO): nucleus
Molecular function (GO): protein binding; ATP binding; protein serine/threonine kinase activity
Source: RefSeq, a predicted model, not a curated record
AUGUCGCCUGGUGGCGAAAAGAGCAACCUCAAGCGGCCCCGAGGCUCGCUGCCGGACGAUUCGGCCGAGAGCAAGAAGCCUCGCCGUUCCGACCGCCUCUCUGAUGACACCCGCGACGCGCCCAACGGCAAGCCCCACGACAAGACGCCCGUCUCCCGCGACAACCACCUGCCGUCCCCCCUCACUAACGAUGCGACGUACGGCUCGACGAGCGAUGUCAAGGAGGUCACCCCCACGCCUGUUGGCGCCAAGACGGUCGAGGAGACGACUCCGCGCAAGUCGGACGACAACUACUCGCAGCUGCAGGGCCUCUCGUCGCCUCCCCAGGACACGCAGCCCGUCAGCCAGCUCGUCGACAGGCAGCUCGAGUUCGCCGAGGACGCCCAAGAUGAGCACGAAGAGGGCGUCUGGGGCUUCCUCGUUCCGCUAGACGCAAAGUAUGGCGAUAAGCCCAAGGUUCUCAAGAAGCGAUGCGCCUGCCCACCCAACGACUCGAUUAAAACGGCCGCUGAUGCCGAGACGAACGAUAACAUUGGCGGUAUUGCGUCUCGUGGAUACCUCAUCGGUCGUCAUCCUGAAUGCGAUAUUGUCGUGAGCGAGGGCGUCGUUUCGAACCGACACUGCCUAAUCUUUACAGAGAACAACGGCAAUGACACGGUUGCAAUCAUUGAAGAUCUAUCCAGCAACGGUACAUUUGUCAACGAAGCGAUUGUUGGCCGUAACCAACGGCGUGAACUCGAAGAUGGCGAUGAAAUUGCCGUCCACGGUCGCGCCAGAUUCGUCUUCAAAUACCCAAAGAGCCGUCAUACCAGCGCAUUCCUGCAACAAUACACGCUACUCCACAAGCUCGGAAAGGGUCAUUUUGCCGAGGUCUACCUGUGCAUAGAAAAGUCCACCGGCAAGCGCUUUGCUGUCAAGAUUUUCACCAAGACGCCCGGCGUCGAGGAAAAGUCAAAGACCGAGGGUCUGCAACAAGAAAUCGGCAUGCUCAUGGCCGUCAGCCACCCCAACGUGCUGUGUCUCAAGGACACAUUUAGCGAACGUGACCGCGUCUAUCUCGUUCUUGAACUCGCUCCCGAGGGUGAGCUUUUCAACCAUAUCGUUGCCAAGUCCAAGCUCAGUGAGGACGAAGCCAGAAAGCUGUUUAAGCAACUGUUCCAUGGCAUCAAGUACCUUCACGAGCGCAACAUUGUGCAUCGUGAUAUCAAACCCGAAAACAUCCUUUUGGUUGAUAAAGAACUUCAUGUGAAGUUGGCAGAUUUCGGCCUUGCCAAGAUUAUUGGCGAGGAGUCCUUCACCACAACGCUCUGCGGCACUCCCAGCUACGUCGCGCCUGAAAUUCUUGCUGAUUCUAAGCAGCGCAAGUACACAAAGGCUGUCGACAUCUGGUCAUUAGGUGUUGUGCUCUACAUUUGCCUGUGCGGCUUUCCCCCAUUCUCUGACGAGCUUUACUCUCGCGACUUUCCCUACACCCUCUCCCAGCAGAUUAGGAGCGGUCGCUUCGACUACCCAUCGCCAUACUGGGACUCCGUCGGCGACCCAGCCUUGGACCUCAUUGAUUCCAUGCUGAUUGUCGACCCUGAGAAGAGAUUCACGGUCGACCAGUGCCUUGCCCACCCAUGGCUUACACAGCAGCCGAUGAGCGUUAAUGAUAGCACCGGCGGCCUUGUCGGCGGCAUUGCUGGUCUCGAGGUCAACCGCAGAACCGCUAAGCGCGAGCGCACCUUGCUGUGUCACUACAAUCAGGUCUUUGUCAAUCCCAAGGAUCGCGUUAUCAACGUCCCUCGCGAGCAAGCACCGUCGGAGCAGCGAGCUCCCGCGGAAUUUAUGGAGAUGGGUGGCAAGGGAGACCAAGUCCUUUACCCGGACAAUGCUAAGGGCAAGGGUAAAUAA